AUGAGUAUCUUCACAGACCCGGCAUCUAUGGCGGAGGGGUCAGGUGACUUUCAUUUCGACUUGCAAGAUCCAACGCAGCUUACUUAUGGCGAUAUCAUCUCUGAGCCUCAUACUUUCUGGGCCCCAGCCGCUGAAGGUCCCGACCUCGGCAGUGUCGCGUCGCAACAAGAAGCACAGCCUCAGACUCUCGCAGAGCCAGUGGAAGUGGAAUCAAGUCUAUCAUCCUUCGCAGUCACCCCCAGCUCCUCUUUAGACGCAGGAAACACUGUCUUUCCCGAUUCCCAACCCGGCUCCUUACUCAAUCCUUCGCAGACGAGUCGUGACAACGAGGAGCGAGCAUGCGCAGCCAUCCAGCAGGCGUUGGCUGAUGAGGAUUGGGUGACCAUGACGAAUAUGUGUCGCUCGCGACUCAUCGCCGAAGGAGGACUAUCGCCUUAUCACAACGCGCAAUACAAGAUCUUCCUCGCGCAUGUCCCAGGCGAAGAUACCCCGGCUUUGCUAAACAGUGCGCGCGCGUCCAUCCACAGGAUGAAAACAGAUGAGACCUCGUCUUUUCCCGACACGACCAACGCCCAAAAUAUCAUGCACCUCGAGACGUUGAUGAAGACGUUGAUGGAGACGUUGUCGAUGCGCGAGCCCGUGGGCGGGGUUUUCCCUUCGCUUGAUCAUUCCAGCGCAGCGAGUUCGGCGCUGGUCAUGUCAAACGCUGAAACCAAUGAUGAACAGACAUAUGACUUCUGUAUCGAUACCUCCCUCAUGUCGAAUGUUGCAGUCAACAGUGGAAACCAAUUUACAUUCGACAUGGACGCUUCGCUGACGUCAAAUGGUGUUUCCGCGUCUCCAUUCGACGAAAGUUCGUCGACCAACGUACAAGGCACUGGCUGCAACUUCAACGGGAGUUGCUUCGACAUGGUCGCUUCGCUGAUGUCAAACGGUGUUUCCGUGUCUCCAUUCGAAGAAAGUCCAUCAGUCAACGUACAAGGCAUGGGCUGCAAUUUCGACGGGAGUGGCUUCAACCCGAACUUCACAUGGUCGAACCGCUGGCCAGCUGACGGCACAAGUUCUAAUGCAGAGACUCAAACAUUGCUUCACACACAACCGCAACUCGCAAUUGCGCAGUUUCCGUCAAUCCCCUUCACAGCAAAUGCCUUUGCCACUGGGCAAUCUGAAGUUGCUUCGCUGGACGCCACCGUUGAACAGUCAAAUGGUGCUUCGCUAGCCUCCUUAAUGAGCUUUCCCGUUAUCGAACAAGGCGAUGAAAAACUUGGUCAAAUAUACAAGUCAACUGCAGACGCCAUGAGUCUGGAUAUGAAUUUGGCAGAUAAUCCCGAGGAUUCCGAAGUUGCAGGCUCAAUGAAACGAGAGAAUCUCUUUUCACCGCGGUCAUCAAUCGCGAGUCGAGCCGAGAACGACGUCAAAGCGGCGGGAGAGAGCUCAUAUGAAAAUCAGGCCCUAAGGUCACUGUUUGGACUACAAUCGAAGUCAAGUAGCGUAUCAGACUCUCUGACAGGAGCAGCGCAGCCAUUGGGCGAAAUUGAAGCGCAAGGAUACCGUAAGAUGCAAGCAGAAGCCGCCAGAUCGCGCAUCGCUCUUGUCCGGCAGGGACGAAUCAGCGUAGAUUCCGAUCUGCAGGGUCUAGCGCAAGACAACCAAGCCAUCCGCGCCCGACUCAACCGCAUCAGCAAAGUCGACCUGUCGCUCGGAGCAGGAGGUUCCCGCGUAGGAAAACGCACCAAUUCCUCAGGCACGAGGCCAGUCGACCGUGUCGUCGUUGACAUCACGCGUGCACGCGAGGCUCAAAGUCAAGCCAUGGAAGCCACGCACACCCGACGCACAUACCGCAAGAGCCUCGAUGAAAUUAGCUUCGCUCUCGAGUGCCAAAUGAACCUGGAAUCGCCACGGGGCAGCAUCGCGUCUGCUUCCCGCCGUCAGAGCGGCGCCGCGCGCAACAGCGUCUCGGGCCGGUCGAGGAUCCACUCCCGUGCGGACAGUUUGGGAUCUGCCACUCAUUCGAGCGGCGCUGGCCGUUCGUAUGGACGCAAGAAAUCCGGCCAGGAAGGUGGUGCAGGUCGUGAGACUCCCCGUCCACCUAUCCCCCGCGAUGCACAUGGCAGAUUCAAGGCUGUCGUUUUACCGAGUGCGAAGCCGUCUGACGCAGCAGCCGCGCAGGAAUAA
Dissoconium aciculare CBS 342.82 is the source of this 2175-nucleotide messenger RNA. RefSeq lists its product as uncharacterized. The coding region runs from base 1 to 2175 and encodes 724 amino acids. Lineage: Eukaryota; Fungi; Ascomycota; Dothideomycetes; Mycosphaerellales; Dissoconiaceae. The record is from RefSeq and is a predicted model, not a curated record. The transcript has a single exon.